Messenger RNA from Lacerta agilis (Sand lizard), 2046 nucleotides. It is a transcript of the gene PRRG2, whose product is annotated as proline rich and Gla domain 2. The record is from RefSeq and is a predicted model, not a curated record. Gene Ontology annotation, molecular function: calcium ion binding. Bases 87 to 704 code for a protein of 205 amino acids. Gene Ontology annotation, cellular component: extracellular region. Lineage: Eukaryota; Metazoa; Chordata; Lepidosauria; Squamata; Lacertidae. The transcript has 6 exons.
GUGGUGUUACCACAAAAUAUAUAUUGGAGGACUCUCUUGAACCCAGAUCUUUGCCACUGUCUCAUGUCCUCCUUUCAGGGCCCGUCAUGCGGAGUCCUCCAUGUCUUCUUUUGCUGUUCCAAGCCCUCAGCCCCGGCCUUGCCGUUUCGCUCCACAAGCAGCUGAAACACCAGCAGACUCUAGAGGAUCAAGUGUUCCUGGAUGACUCUACUGCACAUCGAUUCCUGGGUCGUAAGCCUCUUUAUAACCACUGGGAUUUCGAGCUGAUCACUCCAGGCAACUUGGAGCGUGAAUGCAUAGAGGAAGUUUGCAGCUACGAAGAAGCCCGCGAAGUCUUUGAGGACGACUUCAAAACAAAACAAUUUUGGGAGAGCUACGAACACAACGGGAAGGGAGGCGCAAGAACACCUGGUGUCGACGUGGCUGGCCUGGUGGCUGGCCUUGUAGCAGCGUUGGUGUCUGCAGUCAUGUUUGUGAUUGUGGCCAUGUAUUGUGUGAAAUACCGGAGUAAGCACAGGAGCCGCUCCAGGGCUCAAAGCAACCUGUAUCCUGCCGUGCCCCUCGCCAACUUUGACGAGGAGCCAAAGCCAGAGUCGGCACCGGGACUUCCAUCCUAUGAGCAAGCGCUGGCAUCUUCAGGUGUGCACGAUGCACCUCCUCCACCUUACCACAGGAAUAGCACCAACACUGCCCCACCAACCUGAGUUGUCAACAGCAAGAUCACCACUCCUGGAAGAAAGUGUACCCCCCUCCCCGCCAAUUUAUGUGCAGAAGAAAUGCUGUGAAUUCACCUGCAGCACAACUGAGGGGGGGGGGACACACAUACACAAAUAUGUGAUGUGGACCACUGAAUUAUGUAUAUUGCAUAUAUGUGUGUACUAUGUGCAGAGAUUGAGAGAGAGUGUGUGUGUCAAGACAGAAUGCUGCAUUAUGUUGAGGAAUAAGAAUCUAAAAUGUGAAUAAUACGACUGUUCUUCGCUACUCUGGCAUAAAAAUGAAUCACCAACUUUACAGCUCCAAAUCCAGCAUUUGCACAGGUUUCUGACACAAAUCCCUUUCUCCUGCCCACCACCUGUGUCAUGUGAACAAGCCUUGUUAUAGCUGUCUCUUUAUUCUGCCGUGGCUUGCAUGUGCUAGUGUUUGGGAUACCUGCUUGUUUUCAUGCCUGAUAAAAUAAUUCUCAGAGUAUGCUUGAACAAUAACUCUUAGGGUCUUUAGGGUGUGUUCAAGAGCACUAUUAAGAUGCAGAAGGGAAGAGGAGUGUAUAACAUCUGCCCUUGUGGUUGGUUUGCGGUAUGGAGUCUCUCCAUCAGUAUAAAUAGUGGUAGCUCGGCCUUCUGCCCCUGCAUUCUCAAUGGAGCAAUGCCUGAUCUAGAGAACAUCCCGUCCAUAUCUAACAAUGACAUAGGGCACACAGGAAGCUGCCCCGUAUCGGGUCAGUAUUUUCUAACCUAGUAUUUUCUGCUGUGAUUGGCAGUUGCUUUCCAGGGCUUCAAAGCAGGAGGGCGGGGGGGACCCAUUUGCAAUGCAAGCUGAACACCCCCACCCGAAGGUAUAUUUAGAGAAGUGUGAAAAUUAGGGAACAAGGAAGAAAUACAGUGGGCAGGCAGGUUAGAGGCAGAUGUAAGGGUGUUUAAAAGGGAAGGGGAGACAUGGGUUGGUGAGAAUAUACAGAUCAGCUGUAGAAAGCAAAUGCACCUCUGUGGUGAUGUAAGGAGGAGCAAAUGAUAUUUACAUGCAUUGCCUGCAGCUGUAGUCAGACAAAUUUGUGUGGUGGAGGAUGUCCAGGAAGACAAGAUGAUUAUCCAGUAAAAUGGGCACAAGGUGUUUGCAUGCCCGUAUGCUAACCUCAUAUCCAUCCAUCCUUUUCCACUCAUGACCUGAAGUGUUGCUUGCUUGACCCUGAGCACAGUAUAACACACCUUUAUACUUCUGUGUGAGAAGUUAGCGCUGCUGUGUGGACAAGAAUAUACCAAAAUAACUUGAGCCAUCUGUGAAUCUGUUAUUUUGGCAUUUGUAGAAAAUAAAAUUUGAACUAUUCUGUCA